AUGGCGCAGGAAGUGGUCCAACAUUGCUUAACAACAUUCGAUGCACUGGUAGCGAAUCAUACAUAUGGGAAUGCAGUCACGAUGGAUGGAAUGUGGUUAACUGCCUCCAUGAUUGGGAUGUGGGUGUUGAUUGUUACUGAUAUCACGCAUACGAUGAUCAAUAUUGGACUGCAAAUUUUAUUAUUUAAGGUGUUUAUGUGA
Messenger RNA from Paramuricea clavata, 201 nucleotides. The record is from the annotation of a GenBank genome assembly. NCBI's taxonomy places the organism in Eukaryota, Metazoa, Cnidaria, Anthozoa, Malacalcyonacea, Plexauridae.